CACGUGCUGUCUUGCGGAUUUGAAGGUUAAAGAAGAAGCAGCGGGUAGGUUUGCUAUCGUCUGUCCGCAGGAGAGGAUCACCAGGACGGCGUGUUUGUGGUUAAAGCCGGGUGUAAGCAGCACCGGAGCGGAGACAUGGAUCCCAUGAAAGCACAGCAGCUGGCAGCGGAGCUGGAGGUGGAAAUGAUGGCUGACAUGUACAACCGAAUGACCAACGCCUGCCACAGGAAGUGCGUGCCACCACAUUACAAGGAGGCAGAGCUGACAAAGGGCGAGUCGGUGUGCCUGGACCGCUGCGUGGCCAAAUACCUGGACCUCCACGAGAGGCUUGGCCGCAAGCUGACCGAGCUGUCCGUCCAGGAUGAGGAAAUGAUGAGGAAGGCAGCUGUGGGGAGCGGAUAGAGCAGAGGAGGAGACGUAGGAUGGGGCUGGAGGAGGCACCGGAGCACUCGGUGGAAGGACAGCACGAGGACAUCUCCCAGCCUCUCCGGAUGUGUCCGACUAGUUUUACAUUCAGCUUGGCCUGCUCCUCAAGACGUCACCGGAAAAUUACCUGCAAAGGAGAAAGACCCGGGACAUGUAUUAUUAUUUCUAUGUCAUUCUCUGUGAUUGUUUUUCUCUGCUUGGGGCACAAGAAGGGUGCUGCCUCUACUGCAGAUACUCAAAUACUUUGUUGGUAUCUACUGUCUGCUCCUCGAAGCAGAGUAAAACAAACACUAAGACUGAUUUGCAGUUAGUCUUUGUUUCCAAAUCACCAUCUGAACUCAGGUGAUUAUUAUUAUUAUUAUUAUUAUUUUGUUCGUUUUGAGAGAGCGUAAGUCAAAGUAAGUAAAGAUGUUCAGGUAGAGACACAUAGUUCACAAUUACAAGUUGUCUGUCAUGCAGACUAGGUGGGUUCUGUACAGUAGAUCAGACACAUGGAUCAGGCCAUGCACUGAAUUAUGUAUGCAGUAUCAUGACACUAUGCACAGUUGAGUCUUCCAGGCCUGCAUGCUGCUGUGUUGGCUUCACCUGUAACAGCUCAGAUGCUGACCUGCAGCCAGGCCUGCGUGGGGACAUGGACUGGUGUUGAAGAUGGACUUUGCUCCUCGGUCGUGCUUGUUCAGACUGUGUCUGCUGUAUACUAACGGACCAUGUUUUGACUGUGAACCUCUUUUUUUCUUUUCGUUCCUGUGUUAGCCACUGUGUCAGUGACGCAGCUUUUCAUCUGCUGCGCAGUGUUUGGUUUUUAUGUGUUACUCUAAUAAAACAUUGUCAU
Molecule: messenger RNA, 1258 nt
Organism: Chelmon rostratus (copperband butterflyfish)
Lineage: Eukaryota; Metazoa; Chordata; Actinopteri; Chaetodontiformes; Chaetodontidae
Gene: timm10
Product: translocase of inner mitochondrial membrane 10 homolog (yeast)
Exons: 3
Coding region: 136-402 (88 amino acids)
Biological process (GO): protein insertion into mitochondrial inner membrane
Cellular component (GO): mitochondrial inner membrane
Source: RefSeq, a predicted model, not a curated record